AUACAGGACAGCCCUUUCAGCAGGGAAGCAUGCUGUUUUGCUUUACACAUAGAAGUCUCCAAGUGGAAAUGUGGAGAUGUUCCCCUCUCCAUCUCCCGUCAUCUGAUAAAAUUAUGUCUGCCCUUAGAGGCAAGGACCUGUCAUGAUAAAAUGCUUUUCAGAGGGGUCUCAAUUUUUUUUUUCCACUAGUAAUCAAUAUACAACUUAAGGUCAUAUAUCCUAACCUUUCUGUACUCAGGGGAGCCAGAAGAAUUGCUUCAAACUGAAAUGUCUACAACUCUUACUAAAAGUCAAACAAAAGCCAAAAUAAAACAUCAGCAGGACCAGAGAGUAUGGCAGUAGUCAAAUAUGACACUGCAAAUAUGACAUCUGGUGUGUAGCAUGUUACAUAAACAGAGACUAUACAAAUACAAUAGAAGAUGAGGAUGGCGAAAGAUAUGACAAAUUUCAUGAAGGGCUCCCAAGGGGACGUGAGAAAUUGAGGCCAAGGUGGGAAAAAAAAGAAAAAAGAAAAGUCAGUAUAUACACAACAUGAUUUGUAUGAAAUGCUGAAAAAGACUCAACAAGAUAUAUAUAUUUUUUUUUCCCAGGGAGAACUUACACUUCCAAAAUCUAGAUGAGCUCUUUGAAGGACUAGAUGACUAAGUCGAUAAGGGUGAUUCGGCUUCUAUCACAGCACUUGAGUCUCCAGAAAGCUUUUGGCAAAAAUCCCUUGUCAGAGGCUCUUAAGGAAGCUGAGUUGUCUAUUCAUACUUUAAGUACAGAAACAAACAGUAGCACGCAUGGUCACUUGCCACAAUGCAGGGAGGUUGCUGUUCUCACAGGGAAUCUGUGCUGUGACUUGAGAAAGCACAAGAUUAACCAAUAAGGGGUACACAAACAGAAAUUUGCUUUGCCAAACCACAAAUUACAUGAGCUCAUUCAAGAUGGUGCUCUCAAUACAGACAAAUACAGUUCUGCAGCAUGUACUGAAAUACAAACUCACUUUUGUUAGAACAUGGUGGUGAAAUCACAGAAUGGCUGAAGCUGGAAGGCAGCUCUGGAAACCACCUAGCCCACCCUGUUGCUCAGGCAGAUUCAGCUAUAGCAGGUUGCUCAGGAUUGCAUUCAGAUGGGUUUUUAAUGUCUCCAAGGAUGGAGACUCAACAGCAUCCGUUGGCUACCUGUGCCAGUGCUUGACCUGCCUCCCAAGAAAGCUCCUUCAGACGUUGAAAUGGAAAUUCCCAUCUCCCAGCCAGUGUUCAUUGCCUCUGCUCCUGUCACCGGGUGCUGCUGAGAAGAGCCUGGCUACAUGUUCUUUCCCCUCCCCCAUGUAUUUAUCCACAUUGAUAAGAUAACCCCCUAGUUACAGUAUAUAUAAUAUACAUAUCAUGCUGAACAGUCCAAGAUCUCUCAGCCCCUCCUCGUACAACAGACGCUUCAGUACCUUUGUGGCCCAUCACUGCACUCACAUCUGUCUUACGCUAGGUCACCUGGACCUGGAUCCAGCACUCACCAGCGUUGAGUAAAGGGGUAGGGUUACCUCCCCUGACCCGCUAUCAAUACUCCUCGUAACACAGCCCACGAUCUCAUUAGCCUUCUUUGCUGCCAGGAACUGCUGCUGGCUCAUGUUCAACUCAGCACCCAACAGGACCACACGUGUCCUUCCCACAAAAGCUGCUUUCUGGCCAGUCGGUCCCCAGCCUGUCCUACUGCGCGGGGUUUUCCUCCCCAGGUACAGGGCUUUGCACUGACUUCUGCUGAGCUUUAUGGUGUUCCUGCCAACUUAUUUCUGAGUAGCAGAGUAACCAUCAGGCAUACGGUCUCCUCCCUCCAGUCUUGCUUUAUUUACAGGCUUCAUGAGACAGCCACCACUUCCUCACUCAGCUGAGUGGUGCCAUCUUCAUCUUGUUAUUCCUUGCUUACAGCCCUCCUCACCAAGCUGGCCAGCCUGUUAACAAAGGAGCUUUUGUCCCAUGCGGUCACUCUUCACACUUUCCCGUUCUCUCCUGGCCGCAUGGUUGGUGACCACAAUGAAGAACAGCAGGGGUAGAGGUCUGAGGGCUGGACAAGCCUUCGCGGUCUCUCUGCAGCACCCCAGACCUGAGCCCCCAGCAAGCAGCCUUGCUCAGAGCUAUCCUGUAACACGCAAAAGGCAGGGGGAUGGUCAAAGGCUUCAAAAGCCAGUGUGGUGAUCUAUAUCAUCUUUAGUAGUGAUUAAGGAAAAUUAGGUCAGAUCUUAUAAGUAAAUUCUUCUGUGUGUGAGUUUUUUUUUUUUUUCCUUUAACUACAGAAAUAUUAGCAUAGGUGAUAGAGGCAAAGGUAUCUCUCCCUGUUUUCUUUCAGACUCCUGGCACCAGCCCACUCCAGCAGCUGCAGAAUGCUCCACACCCUCAAGGCCAGGCACCUUGAAGUAUCAACAACUAAUUCCUAGCGAAGCAGUAAAAAACCAACAACAACACCACACACAGCAACAUUUCGAAUCAACAAAGAAUCAGACCAGGCAUGUACUUCUGUGUAUCAGACAACCAGUGCAUCUGUGACAGCUGUUUACUGGGAAUACUUUCCCAAUUUACAGUAAUUUAAAGAAUAUAAUAUAUUCAGAUUCAUUUGCCUCUCUGAAACACCAAGCCGUAGACACACACACAUCCAAUAUUAACUUACUUGGCAUGUCUGGAAUUGACAGUUCAUAUCAUCAGCAGAUUCUGACUGUAUUGCAUCCUCUCUGCAUUAAUAGAAAAGCAGCAACAGCCUGAGCAUGUCAAUAGAGAAUUGAUCUGAGGAAAUACACUAAAAGAUGCCUUUGAUUAGACCAGUGCUUUGUCUCAUAUUUUAACCAAGCACAGAUUGCAGCCUGCAGAAGAAGUUGAGAAAACCAAUAGCAAUAACAGGAAGUCAAAAAUUACUGAGAGAGAAAACAGAGAGGCUCUGGGACUUCACAGAGAACAGCCACUGGAAAUAAAGUGACAUCUGAUGAUAAAGGCAAGAGACAAAACAAUCGCAUGAUCAACAACUACUGUGCCCUGAUUUCUUCAGAACAAGCAACAAACUGUUGUCUAGAAAAUUCAAAGGCUAAUGCAGGUACCAGGUAUAAAGUAAAUUGCCAGAUGUGGGAAUUGUGAAGGCAAUAGUAGAAUAUCUAAUAACACAGAUGUUUUCUGAACACAAUCAACAACAGAACAAAGGAUAAAAAAAGCAUCCUUGGUUAAAGUUGCACUAAGUAAAAGCUUUGUAAAGUUACACUAAGUAAAAGCACAGAAAAUGCAUUUGCAAAUACUGUUUGUUUGACAUUAUAGAUGCUGAGACAUGGGAAGGGUGACACGAAAGGCACAACGCAAGUUAUGAUGUUUGUGUUACGUGUAUUUGCGAAAUGAGCAUGUAAGACUUAUUGUUGCUUAAAAAUCCAGCGCGCUGAAAACUGACUAUAAGGCACCCUACCUACUGUCAUCCUGUAGCAAAUGAUGACAGCACUUAAUGUCUUAGUUGUACUGGCACUGUCUUUACCACCAGCAUGAAGUCUCCAAGGUCUUUAUACAUCCCCACAAUAUCUACAGUCAUUUACAAUCCUCAGGUAUAGGCUUUAGAUUGCAUCAUCCAACAAAAUCAGGCUCAGAGGUUCCUCAUAUGAACAGUAUGUAUUAAAUGAGCUGUCUGACUCAUAGCUUAAGUGGCAACUUUUAAGAGGAUUUAAUGUAGGAGGAGAAACAUUGGUAUUCUUCUCUGUCAGACUGCAAAAAGCUGGAUGUUGACAUCGAGAAUGCAACAAAAUGCAAAUUGAUUUUUGUUCACAGAAAAAAAGUUAAACCUGUGUGGCUUGCAUUAAAAAUGCAAAGCACAUAUAAAAUGCUGAGUACUUAAAUUCAAAAAGCAAAGAUUAUUUUUCCAGGGCACAUUACAUAAGUUUAUUCUAGGGUGAUGCUGUAUACUGGAGGCAGUCACCCUUUUGCAGCUGAAUUUCAUUGCUACCUUUUCUGUCUCCUCACGCUGCCAGGGGCCUUUCUCCCUUAAGAACUACUUCUUCCCUAUGGAUUACUGUUAUGACCUUGUCACUGCCCCUUCUGAACAGUUCUAUUUUGUACCUUACUUUGACAUACAUCUUUGAACAGGAGCAGGGAUGAUGCAGGCAUCUGAAAAAAGGCUCUCUAGACAAAUUGAACAUAAUUGAUAAUUACCAUGUCCAUUGUGUGCACGCACACAGAUCAAGGAGGGUGAAAAAGCAGGAUUUCCUAACAGUGCUCUUGCAUCUUGAGAAAGAAUUUAGAUCUGGUAACAUUGCUUUGCACUUUGCUCUCUCCCAAGCCAACAGCACCACAGGCUGCCCUACCCUUCAAUGCAUUGUCCUGUAACAUACCCUACUUCUCAUACCUCAGAGAGCUGCUCCUACAGCAGCCAAUGUAGUCUUUGGUUGCACCUCACCCCGCAGAUUCCCUAAAACCUUUGCUCCCUCCCAAUCUCAAUUUACUUCCCAGUUUCUGUGCUGAAGAAACAUCAGGAGAGAAAGUUUCCUUCUGUUCCUGAAUGUUUGCCACAACUGGAAACAUCAUACACAAACCUAUGGAGAGAGGGGAAAAACACCAGCAAAACGUUAGCUUUGUUAGAACUCUCUUUUCUCAAAGCCACAAGGGGACAUUUCCCAAAGAAACAUCUCCCCCUGCACACUUCUCUUUAUAAACUGAGCUAUCAGCCCACCAAACUGCUGGACUGCUAUCCAAGCAAGUCCCUCGCAGGGAACUGGGACACCGAGUCCUCACAGAGGCAUUAGGAUAAUUUCAUUUAGAGCACGGGCUGCCAGGGCAAAGAUCCAUGCUGGAAAGGAAUUACUGCAGAGAAGCGGAGCCAGCACGAGGAGUUUUGUCACCCUGAUGUCCUGUACAGGUACAAGCGUAUGUCCUGCUCCCUGCUGACCCGGCUGCCCUUCUCCAGCAAAAAGAGGGAACGCCCUGCUGGCUGUGACCACCACCAGAAGGGACAUGCAGGUUUAAGCGGUUUUCAACACAAACACCAAGACCUCAAUUUGUAUAUUGAAGCUGCUGAGCAGAGGUAUGUUUUUGUACUUGUAACAAACCUCUGUAUUAAAAGCAGCCCAACAGAGAAAAACUCUAGCUACAAGAGAAUAAAAAUAAUGCAGACUAGAAGCGUAAAAAAUUACUAGUUGACAUCUAAGGUGUAACCUUACUUGUCUAUUCGUAUGACAAAACAGAGCCAGCAUGGCCACAACAAAAGGAGGGCCUAAAUUGCAACAGAAAUGUAAGGACACUGACAACACCCCAGACUUCAUCCCCGAGACUUUUUCCUCAUUAAUACAUAAUACUUCAGCUCCAUUCAAGGACUUCAAGUUGUGUUCUUGUGAUACCAGAUGAUUUGAUUUGCAUUUUUAGUCUGAAAUAUCUUCCUCUGAAAUACUGUUCACUUUACCUCUUGAUUAAAAGUUUGGCCAGUAUUGAACUCAAUGCACAGUGUCACAUAGUGUGCUGUACAAAAAGCCUGGUUAAAAUAAUUACAGUUCUUGAUUAUUUCAUUUUCGAAAAACAGAUUCCUGAAGUCAGGAAUUGCAUAAGACUGCUGGCUAGGUGCACGGGUCUUGCUCAAUGCAAACAGCACAUCAGCUCCGUGCCCUGCUCUACUCCCCCCACCAGCCCCACGCCUGUUCUGGCUGCACAGCAGGACGCACGUAUUCUGCAGGGCGUUUUCCCUCUCCCUGUGCUGGAUGUUAUGCUUUGCUCUCUGAGGAGACACCUUGCCAUCAGGUCCUGGAUGAACUAAUAGUUUCCUGCUGGAAAGGAUACAUUCGCUUUUUUUUUCUUGUCUAGGUUGGCAGUGACUGAAUGAGGCAGUUCUUGAAGCCCAUCCUCUGGCCCCUCGCUGGAGAAGGGAGUGUGUCACUCACAGGCAGAAGUCAGGACAGACAAAGGGCUGUUUGUCCCACAUCUCCCGUCAGCCCUCCCUCUUCUCAUCCCUGCUAGCUCUAGCUCUCUGUGUCUAUCUGAAAAGACACAGCUGCCAAGAAAGUGAAAGAGUGAAGCAGAAGAAAAAGCACUCCUGCCGUGGGAAGCUUUGCAAAAAUGAAAACGCUCUGGGCUCUGCUCCUGCUGAGCACUCUCCUGGGUUCCCACACGGCCCCCUCCCAGCGUCCCUCCUGUUACAAAAGGGCUCUGAAGGACCACAACUGCCACAGCAUCCCCAAAGGCAUGGAGAACCUUCGACGAAUCGAUGGAAGCCUGCAGGAUCACUUUUGGGAAGGGAAGGGCUGUGAGACUGUCUGUUACUGCAACUUCAAGGAACUGCUCUGCUGUCCAAAGGAGAUUUUCUUUGGACCAAAGGUAUCUUUUGUGAUCCCCUGCAACAGUGAGUGAUCAACAUCAAGUCUGCCAGUGAGGACAACAGACAUCAUUCUGCAAUUGCAUAACAACACUUUCAAGGGGAAAAAUAAAGCCGAUGUCAAGCAAAAAUAAAUAAAUUUU
Molecule: messenger RNA, 6440 nt
Organism: Cygnus olor (mute swan)
Lineage: Eukaryota; Metazoa; Chordata; Aves; Anseriformes; Anatidae
Gene: SCRG1
Product: stimulator of chondrogenesis 1
Exons: 3
Coding region: 6042-6332 (96 amino acids)
Source: RefSeq, a predicted model, not a curated record